Messenger RNA from Racocetra persica, 1005 nucleotides. The record is from the annotation of a GenBank genome assembly. Lineage: Eukaryota; Fungi; Glomeromycota; Glomeromycetes; Diversisporales; Gigasporaceae.
GAUAAUAGCCCUCCUUUAGCUUGGACUCACUUUAAGGCUGAAGGUGAAGUUGAUUUCAAGGCUAUUGUAUAUAUUCCGUCUAAAGCUCCUGAUAAUUUAUUUCAAAAAGUCCAAGAUUUUGCACGUAACGUUAAACUUUUUGUUAAACGUGUAUUCAUUACCGAUGAAUUUUUGGAUUUCAUUCCAAAAUACUUAGCUUUCAUAAAAGCUAUAAUUGAUGCUGAUGAUAUACCUUUGAAUGUUAGUAGAGAAACCUUACAACACCAUAGAUCUCUCCAAUUAAUUAAAAAACGAAUUGUUAAAAAAACUUUGGAAUUAAUUGCUGAUUUAAAAAAUGAUGAUGUCAAAUAUACUAAAUUCCUUAAAGAGUUUGGAACAAGUUUAAAAAUUGGAGCUAUCGAAGAUAAUGAAAACAGAAAGAAGAUCGCUCAUUUACUAAAAUUCCCAAGUUCUUAUAAAGGUUCAAAUUGGACUACUAUAGAUGAUUAUAUUAGUAGAAUGAAAAAAGAUCAGGAUAAAAUGUAUUUUGUCACUGGUUCUUCCGUUGAAGAAGUUGAAAAAUCUCCUUUUAUCGAAGGUUUUGUGGCAAGAGGUUAUGAAGUCUUGUAUAUGGUUGAACCUAUUGAUGAAAUGUUGGUUCAACAUAUGCCUGGUCAUGGUGGUAAAAUGUUUCAAAAUAUCGCAAAGGGUAACAUCAAUUUUGGUGGUGAAACCGAUAUUCAUUCAACAUCUGAAUUGAAAUUCAAGUUUAUUAAAUUAUCUGAGUGGAUGCAAACUAUACUUACUGAUCAACGUCUUACUAUAUCUCCCUGUGCUGUCGUCGCGAGUGAAUGGGGUUGGACUGGACAUAUGGAAAGAAUGAUGGCCGAGAAUGAAUUCCUAAAAGAGUUCUAUGCAAAACAAAAGAAAAUUCUAGAAAUUAAUCCACAUCAUCCACUUAUUAUUGGAUUAUUGGAUAGAGUCGAAAAAGGCCAAACCGAUGAAACUACAAAAGAAUUAGUCCAG